AUGGCCGACCCCAUCGGUACGACGGCAAGCAUCCUUGCGCUUGUUGGCGUAUGCGCGAAAAUAAUCGAGUACAUUCAAGACGUGAAGGAUGGCUCGAGCGAACGCAUGCGCUUAAGGAAAGAGAUCAUUUCAACCAAGGGAAUCCUCGAAGCUCUUAUUACGACCGUGAAAGGCGCCGAAGCAGCACCAGAGGCUUGGUCAGAAACCAUCCGAUCCAUAAAGCGGAAGGGGGGUCCAUUAGAUCUUCUUCAGGAGGUGCUCUUCGCUCUUCACGAUGAACUCAGCCGAGCAGCAUCCGCCAACCGCGUCGAGAGAAAAAAAGAUAUCGAGGAACGGUUAAAGGUCAUUGAAAGACAACAGUCGCUCCUUGCAUUCGCUUUGGACAAUGAUCAUGUGGCCUUGUCGAAGGAGAUUCAGGGUGAUACCCGCGCUAUCCGUGGCGAUGUGAUAGCAAUACGAGCCGAGCUUGAACAACAGAAAGACGACGAGAACCGAGCCACUAUACUCGGCUGGCUGACGCCAGUCGAUUAUACACUCCAACAGCAUGAUUUCAUCAGCAGAAGGCAAACAGGAACCGGCCAGUGGGUUCUAGACUCAGCCGAGUACCAGACAUGGCGACAGACGGCAAAAAGCACUUUAUUUUGUCAAGGCAUUCCGGGAGCGGGAAAGACAAUCCUUACUUCUAUCGUUGUCGAGGACCUGACGACGCGGUUUUUCGAAGUUCCAACGGUCGGCAUAGCAUAUAUCUAUUGCAACUUCCGGCGGAAACAAGAGCAGCGUGCGGAAGACCUCAUCGCGAGCCUACUGAAGCAGCUAUCUCAAAGCCGGACGUCUCUGCCAGAAACCGUCAAAGCACUGUACGAUAAGCACAAGCGAAAACAAACACGGCCCUCCAUCGACGAACUCUCGCAAGCCCUUCAGUCAGCAUCUGGUGGCUGCCGCUCGAGAGUUCUGACAGAUAUGUUUAACCUUAACAUUAAGUACGGAGCGAACGUCUUUGCGACGUCCAGGCCCGUCCCGGAAAUCACGGCAAAGUUCGAUCAAGGCGUUUCCCUGGAGAUCCGUGCUAGUAAGCAGGAUAUAGAAGCGUAUAUCGAGGGGAAUAUGCCACGACUAGAGGCUUUCGAUGAUUGGAAUGAACAGCUGCGAUACGAUAUUAGACGACAAUAUCAGACGCGGUUCCUUCUGGCACAGAUUUAUCUCCAGUCACUAGACGACAAGACGAAGCCAAAAGCGGUCAAAAAUGCCUUACGACAAUUUCAGAAUCAAAUGCCCGGAUCAAGUGAAGAGCGGAAGAGAGAAAUAUUAGAUCAAGCAUACGACGACACAUUACGAAGGAUCCAAGAACAGAGACCGAACUUUCAGCAAAUUGCAAUGAAGGCUCUCGCCUGGAUUACGCACGCCAAAAGGCCUUUAAGGAUAGUGGAACUUCAGGUAGCCCUUGCUAUUGAGAUUGGCGACCCUGGCCUUGACAAAGACAAUCUUGAGAAGACGGAACGUAUUAUUUCAGUAUGUGCUGGGCUGGUAACGAUUCAAGAAGAGAGCGAGAUCGUCGAGUUCGUCCACUACACCACGCAAGAGUACAUGCAACGAAAGCAGAAAGAUCUGUUUGCAGAUGCAGAGUCGGAGAUCACAAAGUCCUGUGUCACCUACCUCUCGUUCAACGUGUUUGACAGCGGAUUCUGUCCGACCGACGCUACUUUUGAAGCCCGGCUUCAAGCAAACAGGCUCUACGACUAUGCGGCACACAACUGGGGACACCAUGCGCGUGCUUCAGGAUUCUGUGAAGGUAUUAUCGCCUUUUUGAAGAGUACUUCAAAGGUAGAAGCAUCUAGCCAAGCGUUAAUGGCUAUUAAGUUGUCAUGGACUUCGACAUACAGCCAAGACGUUCCAAGACGAAUGAGUGGAUUUCACUUGGCAGCAUACUUCGGCGUUCAAGAUGCUGUAUAUGGCCUCCUUCAACACUGGAAUAGUAUAGAUGAGAAGGAUAGCUAUGGCCAGACGCCGCUAUCGUGGGCCGCCGAGAAUGGCCACGAGGCCGUCGUACAGCAGCUGCUCGCUAAAGGGGCCAUCGUCGAGACGAAGGAUGACUAUGGCCAGACGCCGCUAUUGUGGGCCGCCGAGAAUGGCUACGAGGCCGUCGUGCAGCUAUUGCAAUCACAUCUUCUACAACCUUCCUCAUAA
Messenger RNA from Lasiosphaeria miniovina, 2184 nucleotides. RefSeq lists its product as uncharacterized. The transcript is spliced from 4 exons. The record is from RefSeq and is a predicted model, not a curated record. NCBI's taxonomy places the organism in Eukaryota, Fungi, Ascomycota, Sordariomycetes, Sordariales, Lasiosphaeriaceae. Gene Ontology annotation, molecular function: protein binding. Bases 1 to 2184 code for a protein of 727 amino acids.